Molecule: messenger RNA, 2049 nt
Organism: Drosophila eugracilis
Lineage: Eukaryota; Metazoa; Arthropoda; Insecta; Diptera; Drosophilidae
Exons: 1
Coding region: 2-1624 (540 amino acids)
Source: RefSeq, a predicted model, not a curated record
UAUGAAGUCAAAUGGCUUUUUUGUUUCUCGAUUAAAACAACCAAAUAUUGCUCCAACACUUCCAGUACUCUCUCCACAUUCACCAUUGAAUGCUAACUUAUAUCUUAAUAGCCAGCAUACCCAACUUUCCGGUCGAUAUUUAAAUAACAAAGUGUCCCAACAAAUCGAUACUGAUAGUAUAAAAAGAGUGGCAUCUAACAGAUCUCUGAAGGACAGUCAAAACGUCUUAUCCAUUUCAUCAUCUAUAAUAUGCAACUGUGAGAAGGCCCAUAAGCCGAAUGGGUCAGACUCGGAAACAAACGAGGAAAUCAAAAUCAAAUUGAUUACAGAAACUGGUAACAAGCUAGCCACAAUAAGUAAAAUCAAAGACCCGAAACUAUCUAUAACAACGGAGAAGAAUGCAUUAGAUAAUUCAAACAAGGGGUGCUUGCAAUUAAAAACUGCGAUUGGAAAGGAUAAAAGAGCCCUGUCUCCGAGACUGACAUUGCAUAAGAGUGGCUUUCAACAGGCCAUCAUAAUAUCAGACGAAAGUGAAGUUACCAAAUCACCGCGACAAGAUUCCCAAAAAGCGAGACAGCUUUCCAGUAAUUCAGACAAUCAAUUUUAUCGACAGCUAACUCAUAAAAUUAGCAAAUCCGAGCAAACUUCCCCCAACAAUGUGGAGAUAGAUAAAGCUAACUUUCUUUAUGAUACCAACAACAGGAGUACGGGCUGUUUAGUGUAUCCCUCGGAUCCGUGGAUUAAGAAUUCGCACAUUAAGAAUAGCUUGUCACCGAAAGCGGAAAAGUAUUUAAAUAUGCAUCACAAUCACGAUCCGUGGGUCAAGCGACAAACGGAUGUCACUGUUGAAGUUUCCCGGCUUCCCAAGAAAAAUAUCUAUCGUGAAAAAUCCCUUUCUUCCAUAAACAAUAAACUAAUUUCGACAAGAACUGAGAAAUCAAAGUGGGCUAAACCGCAAUUAAAGCAUUCAAAAACUGAGAUGGACGAUGAUCAAGUAUUCUUAAAUGAGCCAGGUCUACUUUUUGCUCCAUUUUCUCCACAAUAUCGUAAUACAUCGCAUAAGAUCUGGUCGCUCGAUCAACCUUCAAACGAUCUAAAAGGAAAUAUUCAAAGCAAGUCCGCUAGUUUUUUACCGGAUAAAGUAAAGGAGAUUUCCAGUCCAUUGCCGAACCAUGUUAGAAAAUCUGUAUAUCAAAACAAUAGUAACUUGCUUUGUCCAAACGAUCAAGCAAGAUCUUUGCUUCAAGUAGAAAAAUUGCAUUCUAGACAUAGCUCUCUAUCGAUUCCCACUCAAUCGAGAGAGGAACUGCCUCUGAAUAUACGACGCCUGUCUGAGCAGAUCCGUGAACCGCCUUUGGAGAAAAACAUCUCUUUGUCUCUCAGCGAUCGUAACGUUAGUAAAAUUCCAUCAACCGAUGGCAUGGUUGAGACUCAUUUGGUUGGCCCUCACAAAGCACAAGAGAAACUUCAUGUGAGUCGAGAUGCCGCAGUGCAGAGUACCAGUCACCUGGAAGACUUCAUCUCCCUAAAACGAGUCCCCAAAGAUUCCACCACAACUGUUAAUAAUGUAAACCCCUUUACGAGUACUUAUAAGCCUGAUCCACUUUUAGAAACCACCUGUUAAAAACCAUUCGCUAGGAAGCCGAAAGCCGAUAUUAAAGUGUCUCUGCAUAGCUCAUUCAUAGGUCAUGAAAAUAUACAACAAAAAAAAAGAGAAAAAAAACAUAAUAUAAAACCACAAAAAACAUAUAUGUCUUAUAUAUCAAUCGAAUCUAAAUAUGAAUAAUAAUAAUACAUAAAAAAAAACAAGUAAUAAAACUAUUUUUAGUAGUACUUUAAGUUUGAAAUUUUUACAGUGAUUUUGCAUUUAUAUUAAGUAACACGAUAAUGCCCGGCCAACAUUGGGGCUGAGUUCUAGGCUUAACUACAUUCGCAAGCAUAUAUAUGUGUGUAAUAGUGUAUUUUUUCCUCAUUUUAUUGUCAUUUUACAUAUUUGUUGUAAUACAUUUUAUAGUAAUAAAAUCUUUAUAAAGAGCUAAAUGAAAAUAA